Messenger RNA from Angiostrongylus costaricensis, 3138 nucleotides. The record is from the annotation of a GenBank genome assembly. NCBI's taxonomy places the organism in Eukaryota, Metazoa, Nematoda, Chromadorea, Rhabditida, Metastrongylidae.
AUGGCGACGUUAAACCGGAAAACGCUUCAGAUGUCCCGCACACCACACGAACAGCUCUACUAUGGCAUUGAUGAUCAAGCUCGACGUUCCAUUGUUGGAUCGGUGCUGGACUCACGUCAAAAGGGAUUCCAUGGUCAAACUCGACUAAUCACCGUCACUCCUGAUGCUAUCAUUCCGUCCGUACACGAACCGAUAGAAGCUGGCGUCGGUUCAAGAAGACGAAAAAGCGACAUAUUUGACUCUCGGGGACGUCGCCAGUGUGUUACCUGGGAGACGAUGACCGACGAAGAACGAGAGGAAGUGCAGAGAAUGAAGCGAAAGGACGAAGCAUUUAAAACGGCUCUCUGCGAUGCUUUUAAGAAAUUUGGAUUUUGUCCAUACGGUGACAGCUGUCGAUUUGCUCAUGGUGACAGUGAACUUCGACUUCCUAGUCAGCCCCGUGGUAAAGCACAUCCUAAAUAUAAAACACAGCUUUGUGACAAGUUCUCCACUUUUGGACACUGUCCAUAUGGGCCUCGGUGUCAAUUUAUACACAAACUGAAGAAGGGUCUGCCACUCAUUCAAUACGAGAGGCUGCUAGCCGCAGGUGAGAUAUCGCCGGAAAGGGAGGAUGAGUCGAAUAUGCGGCCAGCUUCACAAAUCAGUCGUCGCUCAACGGGAUCUAGUCCGACGAGACGGUUGUCGUUUGAACGUGAGAUUUCGUUGAUGCCAAGACCGAAGGUUCCGAAUGCUGUCUAUCCGAAGAUGGAGAUUAUUAAUAUAGAAAAAGCAUGCAAGUAUGCAGAAGAUGUUGUUGAUGGGACGGCUAGUUCUUGCCGUCGUUUGGUCGAAAUCGAUGACAUGAGGUCCAAUAUCGACUUCAACAUAGGCCAAAUUGGAAGGCCAACUUCAAUGCAUUCGUUAUCGAACCGUGGUAUGAUUGGUGAUAUUCGAUGUAUUCCAAUUCUACAACAAGUUGACUCUGUUGAGGUUACUAAAGAUGUCCGAAGUGCACAAAAGAAAAAGGUGCCGGAUUUGUCUCUUAUCAAGGAAGAACCUGAAGAAACUCUGUCACAAGAGAGAAGGCAUUUAUUGCGGAUGGCAGAGGAGUUGAACUGUGACCUGGACGAGGGUUCACAUCAAGGUGGCUCUGACGAGUUUGGCUUUUUCACUUAUGCGUUAAUUGUUGGCGGUUUUCCAGAACGUGGAAAUGAGUCAAAGGAAAAUUUUCAAGCAUCGUCCGAAAAAGUGGAAGACUUACUGGAUUUGGAUUAUUACGAAGGUUCUCCCAAUCCGCAUGAAAGAGGAGAUGAGAGUUCGGAUGGCGAGAUAAAUGAUUCAUCUGACGAAGAUACGAAAGGGGAUGGUGGUGUCGAAAAAGAGGAAGGAGAACUGGAUGACAGUGACGACGAGCGCGAGACUGAUAUUUUGAAGAAACGAAGAGUUCCUAUCGAAGCUCGUCUGACUCGUCCAAUUGCUGUACGCGAUAAGUUUGUUAGAACACGUGACUGUCCAUACGAAAUAAACGGCUCCUGUAGUUGGGGUCCAGACUGCAAUUAUGUUCAUCGCAGUAAAGCUCAGGAUUCUGGAAGGUUCUUCAACAGAAAAAAGCCAGUAGAAGAAACUUCAUGGGAACGAGGUCUUCGAGAAGCUCGAGAAGCCAUGCGAAGAGCAUCGAAGAAAAGGGAAGAGCCUGAGUUCGAGACAAAGCGUCUGACAGCAGCACCUACGGGCGAACGAAACAGAAAUGCACAGGAUUCAGAUUCUGACGACGAGUCUUCCUCUCACAGGUUCAUUCAAUUUAGCAAUGCACCUGCUGUUAAACAAAACGGUGUACGUAGUGCGACUCGCGGUUCGCCUUGCUAUUCUGAAGAUGACGAUUCCGUUGCAUCUCGACACAACGUAGACUGUGGACGGUUCAGGGAUUCUGGAAUUUACCGAGAGCGAAGAGAAAUUAAGGAUUUGGGACCGCAGGUCCGCUAUCCUUGUGGACGACCACAGCCUCGUCGUUACGAUGGGCAACGAAACGUAGGCACUGGUAGCAGUAAUCAACAGCCGUCUCGUCAGGACAAGGCUAAAGACUCCGCUUAUCGUCCAAGUCGUGAUUCGUCUUCAAACAAAACAUUGACUAAAGAAAAUCGUAGUUCAAGGUUAUCUCCCUCUCUUGAUGUAUCUCCUAUCAGCAGUGAUUCUUCAUUGUCACCAGAUCGAAGUCCGCGGAAAAGUUCCAUAGCAACAAACUUAAAUAAAGAAUGCGAUGAGAAUGUGAAGAAAAAGGCAGCUCAAGGUGGAAGUGCUAUGGGUGAUGUAACAGAUCCAUGGACAGAUAGACGUCUUUCGCCGCCACGAGGUGAUAUUACUGGAUAUCGUAUUCCCAAAAGACGUCGUUCUUCGGCUUCUCAUGACCGUGCAUCGAGAUCUGCGCGUACAAAUUUGGAAACUAGACGCGCUAGUGCCUACUCAAGAAAAUCCGAUAAACCAGAUUUUGCAAAAAACAGUCAAAGCCGCAUUUCUGAUGAUGAUGAUGAUGAAGCUUUGGACGGAAUUAUCAAUCGAGGAGCCCAAAAUAUUAGUGAUUCAGAAUCGGGUCGCUCGGUUAGUCGCAGUGCCUCAGUUAUGUCGUCGUCCUCAUCAAGUUCUUCACCAAAUCGGUCUCCAUCGCCAACUCUACCAGCUAAAUAUCGGGUGCUUGGUAAUAAAAGGAAUGCGACGAUGCCGUUAGAUAAAAACAUUUCAUCUAUGUCGGAUUCGGAUGAGAAGGGCAAAGGGCGCAGUCGAAACAAAAGCUCAUCAAAAGGAAAGAGGAAGUCUCCUUCACCUCAGCUGCGUACAAUAUCACCUUCACCAUCACCUCCACCACCUCCACCUCCACUUGACGAAGCAGUGGGGUGCCAUCAUUCGCGAGAGAAAUCUGAAACACCUCCGCCACCUCCACCUCCGUUACCAGUAAUCAAUGACAUCGUCGAAAGACAAACUCGAAAACUGCGAGAAUCAGAAAUACGUUCAUCAGAAGGACGGUCAAAGAUCGAUCGAAGUCCACCAAAGAAGAAGACGAAACGUUUAACAGAUAGGGAACGGCGCAAACGUGAACUGAUGGAGCAGUUACGUGCUGUUGAGGCGGAGUUGAAGAAAAGAACAGCGGCAACAUCUGCUUUAUGA